AUGAGUAAUAUCUUCAACCCCUUUAAGAACCGUUUGCUAAUGUUGAUGAUGCUUCUUUCUCUCCCCUUCAACGCUGAAGCUCAAGAUAGAGAAGAUCAGAACCUGCCACAGUUGCCUCAAACUGUUCAUCCAAGCAAGGGGAUUGUAAUAGCAGUGCUCUCCACAAUGUUUGCCAUAACACUUCUCUUACUUUUCUACGUCAAGUUCUGUCGAGUUAGCCCUCACCGACUUCUCAACCCAAACCAAGGUCUCCAAAACUUUCACAGUCUCACUCGAUCAAGGUCUAGAGUUUCGGGGAUAGACAAACAAGUAAUCCAGACACUCCCUUUCUUCAAUUUUUCUUCCCUUAAGGGAUCCAAACAAGGCCUAGAAUGCACCGUUUGCCUAUCCAAAUUCGAAGAAACAGAGAUUCUAAGACUGCUUCCAAAGUGCAAACAUGCUUUCCACAUGGAUUGCAUUGACAAGUGGCUUGAAAGCCACUCUACAUGCCCUCUUUGCAGGCAAAGGGUUGAAGCAGGGGACAUCAAAAACCUCAACUUUUCCCUGAGCACAAGUUUCCUACGAGUUCCUUCUAAUUUAACUGAGGACCCAAGUCUUGAAAUCUUUGUCCAGAGAGAACCAUCUCAUAGAGGGUUUAACAAUGGAAGUGGGUUUUGGGAGAAGAGGGUCAUCAACCAUAGAAUAGUUAUCUCUGAUGUUGUGGCGAGAAGCAGGUGGAGUGAUCUUAAUUCUUCGGACAUGUUAUCGUUGAACUGUGAGAUGCUAAAUGAUAUGUGCAGUGCGAGAUUCUCUCCUUUAGAAUCCACCAACAGUGAAGACUUUCAAGGAACUUUAAGCCUUCUCUCUAGUUCCAAUGAGAGAGAGAAGAGGUCCAUGUCAGAGAUUGCUAAGGUUCCAAGGUUUGCAGAAAUCAGAGAGAGUGAAAGUGAAGAGAGGUUGUGGAAAAUUUGGUUGCCAAUUGCGAGAAGAACAGUGCAGCGGUUUGCAAGACAAGAAGGGAAUUCAAUUGAAUUAGAACAUAAACCUUUGCCUUCCAACGUUCGAUCUCUGUAA
Messenger RNA from Abrus precatorius (Indian licorice), 1053 nucleotides. Its product is annotated as putative RING-H2 finger protein ATL12. The record is from RefSeq and is a predicted model, not a curated record. The coding region runs from base 1 to 1053 and encodes 350 amino acids. NCBI's taxonomy places the organism in Eukaryota, Viridiplantae, Streptophyta, Magnoliopsida, Fabales, Fabaceae. The transcript has a single exon.